AUGUCAUAUAGAAAUCUUGACCAAAGUUCCGGAAGCAACAUAAGUCUAACCCCAAAUGGAGAAAAGCAAAAAAGACGACACUUGUGGAAAAUAGUACUUGUCGCGCUCGUUUUAAUUGCUGCUGGUGGUGCAUCAGUUUACUUUUUUGUCAUCAAAAACAACAAACCUCAAAACGAUAAUGUAGUUACAAACGACCAGCCAAACGACAAUCCUUUAUCCUCAAACAAUUCUACUAACCCAUCCCAAAAUUCGACCGAUACAAACGGAGCGAACCUUUUUGAUGAUUCACAUGCUCCAAACAAUUAUACACCCCCAAUAAACCAGCCCUUCCCUUUCGGCAAGCAAGCAAUUCGUGGUGUCAACCUCGGCGGAUGGCUUGUCCUCGAACCAUUCAUCACCCCAUCCUUGUUUACUGCUGCAGGCGUUAUCGACGAAUGGACUCUUUGUGCUUCUCUUGGUCCAACGGAAGCGAAAAAGGUCAUGGAUAACCAUUAUGCCACUUUUUAUACCGAGGACGAUUUUAAGCAAAUUGCUAGCUAUGGUUUGAAUUUCGUAAGACUUCCAGUUGGAUACUGGGCCGUUGAUAUAGUAGACGGAGAGCCAUAUGUACCAGAUUUAAGUUGGACUUACCUGUUGAAGGGAAUUAAUUGGGCUAGAAAAUACGGAUUGAGAGUGUUGCUAGACUUGCACGCGGUUCCCGGAAGUCAGAAUGGAUGGAAUCAUAGCGGCAAACAGGGAACCGUCAACUGGCUUAGUGGACCUAAUGGUCAGGCGAACGCUCAACGAUCACUUCGUAUUGUCCAAAAACUGGCAACGUUCUUCAGUGAUCCCAAGUACAUGCACGUUGUCCCUUUCUUUGGGGCGGUCAAUGAGCCCAGAGUAAAUUUCGGUGGUCUCCAGCAAAAUGCUGUACAGAACUGGUACUUACAGGCUUAUAAGACAAUUCGAGGUGUGAAUACUACUGCGGACUGGCAGCCAUGGAUAAUAUUUCAUGAUGGAUUCGUUGGAUCUGAUCCUUGGACCGCAUUAAAAGGACUUGAUAGAGUUGUUCUUGAUACCCAUAGCUACAUCGCGUUUGACCCCAAUAUGGCUAAAGCUCCACCAACCACUCAGAUAGUCUUCCCAUGCGCUAAAUGGGGUCCUGCUCUCCAAGCCUCCAAACAAAUAGUACCAUUCGCUAUCACUGGAGAAUGGUCUAUAUCGACUAACGACUGCGCAACAUUUCUAAACGGUGUAGAUGGCAAGCCAGCCUAUGAAGGUUCCUGUCCGACAUGCACGUGUGCUGGUACCCUUGAUUAUAAAAACUACAGCGCUCAGACAAAAGAUUUCAUGAAACAGUUUUUCCUUGCUCAAGUUGAUGCCUUUGAGAUGGGGGGAGGCUGGUUCUUUUGGACUUGGAAGACUGAGAAUCAUGUUAAUCCUACUUGGGACUAUCAACUUGGAGUGGAACAAGGGUGGAUUCCUCAAGACCUCCAAAACCGUCAAGUAACAUGUGCGGGACUCAAGCAGCAAUAUCCAAACGUAUUUGCUUCUUUCAAUUAA
Messenger RNA from Paraglomus brasilianum, 1542 nucleotides. Lineage: Eukaryota; Fungi; Glomeromycota; Glomeromycetes; Paraglomerales; Paraglomeraceae. The record is from the annotation of a GenBank genome assembly.